CCACAAGCAGCGGAAGGCUCUGAGCGUGCGUGAGCGUCGCCACUCGAGGAAAGUGGAAUCUCUCCUCCGGCGAUGCAGCAGAUGAGGUCCGCCGACGCCGCCGCCCCCUUCUCCCUCGCCGUCAUGCUCCUCCGCCGCUACGCCUCCACCCCCUCCUCCUGUUCGGCCAUCGGCCGCCGCACCGCCGCCCUUGCCCUCUCCUCCUCGUCCCCUUCCUUCUCGUCGACCACCGCCAGGUUCGCCGCCUGGUCCGCUCCCCCUCAUCGCCCUUCGCGCGGCGCCGGGAGCAGGGGCCUCUUCUCUGCCUGGGCGUCGGCGCCUGGGCCGGUGGGCUCCGCUGAUUCCCCCGCCAUGCAGGCGCUGGAAGCCAAGAUCAAGGAGCAGCUGGAGGCGGACACGGUCACCGUCGUUGACACAUCCGGGGACGGCCGCCAUGUCUGCAUAGAUGUUGUUUCGAAGGUAUUCGAGGGAAAAUCUGCCGUAAAUCGGCAGAGAAUGGUUUACAAGGCUAUAUGGGAGGAGCUCCAAAGCACCGUGCAUGCUGUGGACCAAAUGACUACCAAAACGCCUGCUGAGGUUGCUGCCAACAAGUAGCCAGACAUGUGCUUGAGAUAAAGUUGGGGUGCCGGUGAACUGUUUGUAUGGGGACCUGACCAUUGCCAAGAGGGAUCACGAUUCUUAACUUUACUUUUAUGUGCAAGGCAACAGAAAUGUUUUUUUUUUUGAUACGAUUGGCACAGCUUCAAAGGAAAAAAAAUAUUUUAUGGUAGUCUUAGCAUUUACCUUUGAGAUUUCCAGCUUAUGGAAAAUUAAUACUUUUAGGCAACAAUGUUUUGAUGUUAUGGUGCCCAAAUUCACGGAUAACCAGAGUUUAUGCCCGUCAAA
Oryza brachyantha (malo sina) is the source of this 885-nucleotide messenger RNA. Its product is annotated as protein BOLA4, chloroplastic/mitochondrial. The record is from RefSeq and is a predicted model, not a curated record. Lineage: Eukaryota; Viridiplantae; Streptophyta; Magnoliopsida; Poales; Poaceae. Bases 73 to 594 code for a protein of 173 amino acids. The transcript is spliced from 3 exons.